CUCAAUUAUCUUGAUAGAAAUCAACUGAACCAGAGCAAACAGAGGACAAAAUUGUUUAUAAGGGCAAAGACUUAUUUUUGCCAUAGAGUUUGACGUUGAAUCCACAAGAAAGAGAUAUACACUUUUGCUGUCAACACCAAGCCAACCCCUUCAUUCACUUCUUCACACUCACUUACACCCUCACUUUCACUUCACUCUCACUCACUCACAACCAUCCAUGUCUCUUCAGCCGUCCUCAUGACAGACCUCCUCCAAAUCCUGCCCUCCUUUCCUCUCCGCCCUUUUGCAGCUCUAAUACCAACAAUUGAGCAACAGGCUCUCACAACAACAGAUCUUCUCACCCUUCAUCCCGCAGACAUAGCAAAGCAGACACGCCUCCCUAUCCUCGAUCUCAAGCGUCUCAUAGCUGCUAUACAAGCGUCUCUCUCUGACGAUCUCAGCCCACAGCAGCCUCUACUUCAACCGGCUGAAGAACCCAAAGUCAUCAGUACUCUUGAUGAGGGUCUGGAUGCUGCAUUAGGAGGUGGCGUGCCUGUUGGUGUGAUAACGGAAAUCACUGGUGAGAGCGGUGCUGGAAAGACUCAAGCUCUUCUAUCACUAUGCCUUGCUGUUCAACUUCCUCCGCCUCAUGGCCUGGGCCGUGAAGCUCUCUACAUCUCAACUGAGGCAGCUCUCGCCACAAGCCGUCUUGCACAGAUGCUCAACUCAAACCCCAUUCUACAACAAUACGGUGACCCUGAAACUCGCCCUUCUCUUGAUGCUAUCCACAGCGCAGUCACGCCUGAUCUAGAAACACAAGAUCACAUCCUUGACUUUCAAGUUCCCGUUCUUCUGUCCCGUCACAAAAUUGGUCUCAUCAUUCUCGACUCAGUGGCCGCCAACUAUCGUGCUGAGUUUGAGCGUCAGGGUUCUCACGGCUCUAAUAUGGCCGCUCGAAGUGCUGAACUCGUUCGUCUCGGUGCUCUUCUGCGCGAUCUAGCUCGACGGCAUAAUCUCGCUGUUGUCGUAGCCAAUCAAGUCGCUGAUCGCUUCGCAUCCAGCUCUACACCACGACAUGCACCUCCUAGAAGCAGUGGCGUCGCUUAUGAGAGUCCCCUCGCUUCAAGGAGUAUGCCUCCUCCUUCAUCUACAAACCUCCCUGGCACGCCCUCAUCAUCAUUACCCUUUGCCUUACAAGAUCCCGAUGGUCCUCCGCCUCCGCCCGCCCUAAUGCUUGAUCAUCAACAGCGUUGGUUCACAGGCUGGGGUGAUGAUCCUCACGCUUCUUAUUCACUCAAGACCCCAAGUUUGGGCCUCGUGUGGUCAACGCAGAUUGCUUGUCGUAUUGCACUCUUCAAGCGUCCUGUCUAUGGCCGUAUAAGACAGGCUGCGCCAGUAACAGCAGAGGACGACUCUGACUUGGCAGCACCCACACUCAGAGGAUGGCGAAGAUGGAUGAAAGUUGUAUUUGCGCCUCAUGCGCCUCAAACGGGUCAAGGCUUAGACGGGGCGGUCGAGUUCGAAGUUACUAUGGGAGGAUUAAAAUCAAUUAAGAUUCAAAAGGCGAAGAAGCAAUAA
Messenger RNA from Fusarium oxysporum Fo47, 1557 nucleotides. Its product is annotated as protein RAD57. Gene Ontology annotation, biological process: resolution of mitotic recombination intermediates; double-strand break repair via synthesis-dependent strand annealing; telomere maintenance via recombination. The coding region runs from base 238 to 1557 and encodes 439 amino acids. The transcript has a single exon. Gene Ontology annotation, molecular function: ATP-dependent DNA damage sensor activity; four-way junction DNA binding; ATP binding. The record is from RefSeq and is a predicted model, not a curated record. Gene Ontology annotation, cellular component: Rad51C-XRCC3 complex; replication fork. Lineage: Eukaryota; Fungi; Ascomycota; Sordariomycetes; Hypocreales; Nectriaceae.